Rhodotorula toruloides NP11 is the source of this 1335-nucleotide messenger RNA. RefSeq lists its product as uncharacterized. The transcript has 3 exons. NCBI's taxonomy places the organism in Eukaryota, Fungi, Basidiomycota, Microbotryomycetes, Sporidiobolales, Sporidiobolaceae. The record is from RefSeq and is a predicted model, not a curated record. The coding region runs from base 1 to 1335 and encodes 444 amino acids.
AUGCCACCCAAGGCCGGCCCUAGCCGCGGCUCAGCCUCCAGCGGCGCAACGAACUACGGUUCGCUCACCGACAUCGUCUCGUCUCUCACACGAGCUCAGGUUGGCUCGGCUGCGACGAGCGUGGCAGACGACGAGCUGGACAAGCGCAUUGCAGAGAUGUUGCUCAAGGAGGCGAAGCAGAAGGACAAGAUGUGGGGCGAGAGAGGGACGAGGGCGUACUACGACCCGGACAAGGAGAAGACCGCGGCCAUCCGCAAGCCGAACACUCGCUUCCUGUCUGCCGUGAUCCGAAACGUCGACGACCAUAACACCGCUCUGCGGCGAGCAGACGAAGCUGCCGCCCGCAAACGCGAGCAGGAGGAGCGGCAGGCGGUCGAGCAGUGGAGGAGAGAGCGGAGAGGCGAGAGGGGGAAUGAUGGGGACAGGCGACGGCGACAUGAAGACGAGGAGGACAGGCGACGAGUGCGGCGAAGACGGGAAGAGCUGGGCCUUGACGAACACGAGUCGAGAAGCGGAAGUGACGCAGGACGACGCCUUGACGAACGAGACGAAAUCCGAGAACGACGGGACGGCCAUCGCUCGUCUCGCAGACACGGACGUCGAUCCCGUUCGCCAUCUCCUCGGAGAGACGACGACCGGCACAGUCGUCGAUCCAGUGACUCCUCUCGCCGACAAACUGCCGAAGACGAUGGCCGUAACCGUCGACGCGACUCUCCUCGACGGGAAGAACGAAGUGACCGGCGCAGUUGGACGGUCGAAGUCGAAGCUGGGCCCGACUCGCGGGACAAAGGAAAAGGGAAGGAGCGGGAUCUUGACGAGAUUUUUGCCGAGGUCGAUGCGGAAGUCGAGCGGCAGAGGCAUGCUCAUCGGUCGAAGCGGCACCGCCGCUCUCCCUCUGCUCCCCUCCCCGCAUCGCCUCCGCCGCCAGUACCCACCGAACCCCUGCCCUCCAAGAUGGACCGCUACUUCUCCGAGAACUACGACCCUCGUCUCGACUAUUCGCUCGACGAUGUGACGGACCGCUCGACGGGCUUGAUCGCGGAAGGGGCUUUUGAUACAUGGGAUCGAAUGCUGGAUGUUGUCAAGGCUCGGAAGGAGGACAAGAAGGAGAAGGAGCUGAGGGAGAAGCUCGAACGCAAGGCUGAGAGGGACAGGAUACGGAAGGAGCGCGAGGAGCGGAGGAAGAGGAAGCGCAGACAUGGAAGUGGGAGCGACAGCUCGAGCGAGGAGGAGGUUGGGCCUCGCUACGACCCGAAGAGUGGGCUGAUGGAGAUGCAGUACGCGAAGAAGGGCAAGACGAGGGAGUGGGAUCUGGGGAAGGAAACGCCAACUUAG